This is a messenger RNA of Hippocampus zosterae (dwarf seahorse), 3718 nucleotides long. It is a transcript of the gene golga7bb, whose product is annotated as golgin A7 family, member Bb. Gene Ontology annotation, biological process: protein targeting to membrane; peptidyl-L-cysteine S-palmitoylation. The coding region runs from base 183 to 662 and encodes 159 amino acids. Gene Ontology annotation, cellular component: palmitoyltransferase complex. NCBI's taxonomy places the organism in Eukaryota, Metazoa, Chordata, Actinopteri, Syngnathiformes, Syngnathidae. The record is from RefSeq and is a predicted model, not a curated record. The transcript is spliced from 6 exons.
GCACACAUCUCUCCACACACGCGCAUCUCCACUACAUGCACACACCCGCGUGCCUGCUGUACUUACGCCAGGCUGCCUAAGCCACAUCGUCGUAGCGUGCGGCGAGGCAGACGCAUGUCGUUCUCCUCCACGUCCGUCCGCUUCCGUCCACAUUGGCGCUGACGGUGCAUCAUCGCUGCAACAUGGCAACAGAGUUUCACAGUCUCCGGGAGAUGCGGCGCAGCGCUUCCCUGGUGAUGAAGGUCUUCGUGCAGAGGGACUACAGCGAGGGCACCGUCUGUUGCUUCCAGACCAAGUUCCCCCCCGAACUGGACAACAGAAUUGAGAGGAACUUACUGGAGGAAACUGUGAAGACGCUCAACUCGUACUACCUGGAAGCUGAAAACAUUGGAGGCCAGUCGUACCUUGAAGGAUGUCUGGCUUGUGCGACGGCCUACAUCAUCUUUUUCUGCAUGGAGACGCGCUAUGAAAAGGUUUUGAGGAAGAUAACGAGCUACAUCCAGGAUCAGAAUGAGAAAAUCUAUGCCCCGCGAGGGCUGCUGAUCACCGAUCCCAUCGAAAGGGGAAUGCGAGUUCUGGAGAUCAGCGUAUUCGAGGACCGAGGCUCGGGCAGCUCCAGCCCCAGCAGCUGCGCAUCGUCGACGGUGGCCAGCGCUCGGUGACUGGAGGGCCAGCGCCAGGCUUACGGGUACCACCACGGGGGAAGCGGGACGCUCGCCAAUAUCCGCAUGCUGAAACACGAGAGCACCCGCUUUUGAGGGGGAGCCACGCCGAGAUCUGCAAUGCGCUACCUCGGCAUCAGGAGGAAACGCACACUGAGUAAGACAAAUAUCAGAUCACGGUUACAGUCGACUGCCAACACUCACCAUUUGUUUCAGUCUAUUCCUUUUAUUUCCCAUUGGUCCGUCUUGGAGUUUUGCCGAGUCAGCAGACUUACACUUGAUUAGACUUAGUGUGAACAUGUAAUUGACUAAAAAAGGGAGGGUGCGUUUCGCUGCUGGUGCACUGUCAGGAUUGGUACAGCAAUUCACUUCAUCAGGGUUGAAAGACAACCACUCACUCCUCUACAGUCUUGCAUUCAGCAGGCACUUAGCCGAUGCAGCUCUCCUUACUGUAUUUAGCCUCAUUCGCUAGCAGAGUGUUUUAGAUCAGUGAUAUGCUUCCCAUGCACAUCAGUGAACAAAGUCAAAAUGGGACAAAAUAUGUAAACAUGUCGAAAUGUCCACUCAAACAUGAAAAAAGAUGACAUGAAGUGAUGAUAUGACAUCAAUUAUACUAAAUUGGCUCAGUGUAAUACUCAGCUGAAUCAUUGGUGUAUUUUUUAAUAUUGAAUUUUAUUUUUUGGCUAUUGGCAUCAUUUCGCAACUUGAAGUUGCUCUGCAAUUCCCGUUCCUCGUCGCCAUGUGCACGCUGUUACUGCAGAUGUGACUCCCGCGCAAACUAAAAUAUUCUAGAGAUUCACCGAAAUUCAUGCCGGAAUAAAGACGUGAACGCUUAUGUGUGCACGCAGCUGCAGACAUUUGUAUCGGCCUGGGCCACAGGCAGUAUUCUCGGAGGUUCAAUAUAGGCGCUGCAGGACUGCUUGUUUGUUAAGUUGUGUAGAUCGCCGUCCCAGUGCUACCUCACAUGCAAUCAAGUCAAAUAAAUGUAUUGGUUUGAAAUUUGAAUUAUUAGCCAAAUGUGUACACAGCUAAUCUCAAAGUUCAAAUCAAACCAUGGACAUUAAGUAGUCAUUGACUUGCUUGUUGGUCGAUUUGAGAGAAAGUGACAAGUUGAGGGGGGUAAUUUUCAUGUUCUCCUGUAAUGCACUGUUGUAGCGCCCCCUGGGGUAAAAUUCGUGCCACUGUUGUUAUGUUUCUGCCUUCUUCACCACUUGCUCGCAUUGAUUUCUUUGAGCUCAUUUUCUUGUCCAACCAAUUUGCCAUGCCAUGCCACAUCUUUAAGUGGUGCCUCAGUAACUUACCAAAAUAGAAAUAUAACAACAAUACCCGCAAGGUCGAAUUGCGCAAGUGUGCAUCCUCCUGAGCUUUUGAUGCUUUCAUGUUUCAUCCCAGUGGAUGGUACCUCAACCUGGUGCUAAUGGACUGAGUCAUUUUCAUGACUCUUCUCUGCCAGUCAGCCACAAAAACAGGCUUGAUGGACAAUGUAUAUGAAUAAAAAGAAAGAGAGAAAAGAGAAAAGCAGCAUGAAGAGAAUUGUGCUGCACGUGCUUGUUAACAAUGAUUUUUAAGAGCUAGACUGUACAAAAAGUAUAUGCUUGGAAAUUGUGUCGUUUAUGCUACUAAUUCUUCAUUUUUAGAAUUAGUAGCAUCAUUCGUUUUAUGUUUCUUUAAAAUCAAAUGUCAAUCUUGUCACCGUCAUAUAAUUCUACAGGUGAGAUUGUGGCGCUCAACAUCGGGUUGUUUGGUGUUUUUUUAUUUUAUUUUGUUGUUAUUUUUGGAUAUUACCUCUAAACUUUUCUACAAUUAUAUUAUUCAUGAAUUUAUUUAUUUUUUAAAUACUGUAUUUUCUCAUGGAGUAGAUAUAAUUGUGAUAUAUAGAUAUAAUAUUAAUUGUAAAUUUCCCCAGUGUGGGACAAAUAAAGGAUAUCUUAAUAAUAACACACUGUAAUAUAAUCAUAAAAAUGUGAUCAUUCCAUUGCAAUUGGUUGUUGUGCAAUGGAUUGUCAUGUGUGUCCCUACUGUUCUAAAGGUUUGAUAAAAUGGUGUGUACGUGUGUGUGUGUGUGGGGGGGGGGGUAUUCAUAAUACAAUAUCAUGUACAGUAAUACUAUAUGAUUGCCAUUAAUAAGGUGCUUGAUGAAAAUAAUGUAUAGUCGUCAACGCAAUCAUACUUUAAGUAUUAUUCUAAGGCACAGGUGUCAAACUCAAGGCCCCUUGGCCAAAUCUGGCCCGCCACAUAAUUUUAUGUGGCACUCGAAAGCCAAUCAAGCAUGUCAACUUCCAUGAUGAUUCCUUAAAUCUGUACCAAAAUUUGAAAUGAUCAUAUGUAAUAAAUGAGAGCUGUUGUCAGCAUUUUCUUGUUAUCGAACCCCUCAUAGUUAUUAUUCUUGAUUUACUUAUGUGGUUUCACAAUCAGAAUGGCCCUCCAAGGGAAAUGGCAUGUAUCAUGUGGCCGGCGCCAAAAAUGAGUUUGUCACCCCAGUUCUAAGGCAUCCGACAUCAGAUCAUUGUUUUGUUGUAAAAUCCAAACGCAGCUUUACCGAUGCCAUGACUGCUCUGUGGGUAUGCAGUGACUGUACUACAUAUUGAUAUGUGGCCAGUGGUUUUCAGCGCAGGAAUCUGAUUAAUGAAGACAAGCAAAGGAAGUGGAGAUUCAUUGGCACGUAAAUGUGUUCGGAGAACCUCCCUCGAUCACACUCUCCAUUAACCUCUGUGCCAAAACAAGGAUAACGCCUGUGUGCCAAGUCAUGAUGUAUAAUCCACUUAUAUGUACAUUCCUACAUUUGUUUAUCUUUGCACUGUAUUGGAGAGUCACAUUCUUGCCAACCUGUACACGAAUAAAGCAUAUCGUGCUUUUUUUCUUUUGAGAUCGUUUUGUAAGCCGUCUUCCGAAAGAUGAAGCAUGAAAGUGACUCGUACGAAUUGGAAGAUGCUGACUCAGGCAGACGAAGGGUGAAAUGAUGAGUCACGCCGCACGGUUGAACUAAAGACAAGACAAGGAGAAGUUAUGCAGCAAUAUUGGUGUGUUAUUAAAGAUGAUUAGCACAUCAAAAGUGA